UUUUGUAUUCUGUUAGAUUUGUUACUGACUGGAUAUUGUGAACAAGAAUUCCUAUGUACAAAAGGUAAAACCUCUUUAAUUUUGAAGCGUGUAACAUUCGGGGCUACUCUGUUGAACAGGCUCUACACUCCCGAUAAGUCUCCGGCAAUGAAGCAGCUCAUGCGGAAUAAAUGUUGCACGAAUUUAAAUGUACAGAAAGAGUAAGGGAAGCGACAGCUGGUGCACGUCGGGCUUCCGAUCCGUACGUAAUACACCGCAUUCAUACAUACCAAGAUCUUCCAAAUGUAUUAACCCUAAAAGAAUGAAGGAGCCUUAUCAUUACAUGUACAUUUACAGAAACAUUUACGGACUGCUUAAAGGCAAUCGGGAUACUCGGAAUCCUGCGAGUCUCGCUACCACGUGUAAAGCACGUGACGUAGUCCAAUCGGAUAGGCUCGCCUAUGAUCGGAUCUGAUCGGCUAAACUCUGGACAUAAUCGGAUCGACUCGGAUCGUUACGCCCACUCGGUGCGCUCGGCGCCUCGUAACCAGAACCAGGCAGUCCGCUGAUCCCGCGCACACCUCGGGGAGCCGGUGCUGACGGGUAGCCGUCGCGCACUCCAGGUCGCAUCGAAGCCCGUCAUCAUAAGCAUGAUCCUCGGUGUUGGGGAUGCUAGCCUGCUAGGCUGGCUAAUCCGGAGAAUGAUAUGAUGGAGACGAUCGCGGAGUGGACUGACUAGCCCGGGGAUGCCCGAUUCGGCUCGUGUGAGCUGAAUCAAACGGAUCAAUUCUUGGGUUCAGACUGCAAGAUGUGGCUUGCAUGGCGGAUUACUUGAUCAGCGGAGGCACUGGCUACGUCCCAGAGGAUGGGCUCACUGCCCAGCAGCUCUUCUCCAUCGGAGAUGGCCUCACGUACAAUGAUUUCCUCAUUCUACCAGGUUUCAUCGACUUCACGUCUGAUGAAGUGGACUUGACCUCUGCUCUGACCAGGAAAAUCUCUUUGAAGACUCCACUGAUCUCCUCACCCAUGGACACUGUGACAGAGUCGUCUAUGGCCAUUGCCAUGGCGCUCAUGGGAGGCAUCGGCAUCAUCCACCACAACUGCACACCCGAAUUCCAAGCCAACGAGGUGCGGAAGGUCAAGAAAUUCGAGCAGGGCUUCAUCACAGAUCCCGUGGUCAUGAGUCCGCGUCACACCGUCGGUGACGUCUUUGAGGCCAAAGUGCGGCACGGCUUCUCCGGGAUCCCUGUCACCGAGACGGGCAAGAUGGGCAGCAAGCUAGUGGGCAUCGUAACCUCGCGCGACAUCGACUUCCUGUCCGAGAAGGACUAUGGCCGCGCCCUGGAGGAGGCCAUGACCAAGAGGGAAGAUCUGGUCGUUGCACCUGCGGGGGUUACCCUGAAGGAGGCCAAUGACAUUCUGCAGCGCAGUAAAAAAGGGAAGCUGCCCAUUGUGAAUGACAGUGAUGAGCUGGUGGCCAUCAUCGCUCGCACGGACCUGAAAAAGAAUCGAGAUUACCCGCUGGCCUCCAAGGACUCGCGUAAGCAGCUGCUGUGUGGCGCUGCCAUUGGGACCCGGGAGGACGACAAGUACCGACUGGACCUGCUCAUGCAGGCCGGUGUGGAUGUGGUGGUUCUGGACUCCUCGCAAGGCAACUCCGUUUAUCAGAUCAGCAUGAUCAACUACAUUAAGCAGAAAUCGCCCGAGCUCCAGGUCGUCGGGGGCAACGUGGUGACAGCAGCGCAGGCCAAGAACCUGAUCGAUGCCGGUGUGGACGCCCUUAGGGUGGGGAUGGGCUGCGGUUCCAUCUGCAUCACGCAGGAAGUGAUGGCAUGUGGUCGGCCGCAGGGCACCUCGGUCUACAAGGUGGCGGAGUAUGCGCGGCGCUUCGGGGUGCCUGUCAUCGCUGACGGCGGCAUCCAGACCGUGGGCCAUGUGGUCAAGGCGCUCGCCCUGGGGGCGUCGACCGUGAUGAUGGGCUCCCUGCUGGCUGCCACCACUGAGGCCCCCGGCGAAUAUUUCUUCUCGGACGGCGUUCGCCUGAAGAAGUAUCGCGGCAUGGGCUCACUGGAUGCCAUGGAGAAGAACAGCAGCAGCCAGAAGCGCUACUACAGCGAGGGAGACAAGGUAAAGGUGGCCCAGGGGGUGUCCGGCUCCGUUCAGGACAAGGGAUCCAUCCACAAGUUUGUCCCCUACCUGAUCGCUGGGAUCCAACAUGGCUGCCAGGACAUCGGGGCCAAGAGCCUGUCUAUCCUGCGGUCAAUGAUGUACUCCGGGGAGCUGAAGUUUGAAAAGAGGACUAUGUCUGCGCAGGUGGAGGGGGGCGUGCACGGCUUGCACUCGUAUACCUAUGUUCCAUUUGGAGCACAAAUCCCACCUCUGUGCUCCAGUGUGAGCUCCGUUACGAGAAACGGCUGUACUGAAAGCGGAGAGAAUGCACUGACAAGGGCCGCCGCUGGGGCCACAACCACAACUGUGCCCAGACAGAACGGACACCUCUGAACAGCAUUUCACUACAGACAAUCUGCGACCUGCGGACAAUCAGGGCUGAGACGCCCCUCCCUUACCCCUCCGGUGUCACCCCUGAGACACACGUUAAGCUUUACCCAAAGGAAACGCCACAAUAAUUAGCCACCAAAACAACGAUGCCACACCCUGAAUCCUGGCAACCCCCUUUUGUUAGUGGCUUAUGCUACAUGGUGCGUGGCUGCAUUUCCCAUGAUGCUGUGCGACAGCUGAACACUGCCUCGUGGCUGGUGGGCUCUCGACUGCCCCAGCCCAGAUACAGACGUCCUCUCCCUGGCUUCCUGAAGUACAGCUAAGCUUUCCACGCCUUCUGGAUCCUUCCUCUGAGCCCCACUGCAGACAGGUUUGGGAGGAGCCAUGUCGCCUGGAUGUUCCUGGGGGGUCAGGAGUGACAGGGCGCUAACCGAACGCUCCAAUCGUGGUGUUUCAAAUGAUUAUAUUAUAAAAUUUAUUUUCAGUUCCCUGUUAUUAUGUGUGUCAUGUUGGUGGUUGUGGCACGACGUAAAUCACAGCCACGAGCAGAGAGCAUCGCUAGGCUCCAUCAUCACGUUAGGGUUGUUGUGGAGAUUCUCUGUUUAGCAGUUUAAACAGAACGUGACGUUUCAUUUUUCGGUGGUUUUAUCUGACCGCGUUGCCACUUUGCUGGCGCCUGCCGUAGACUAUUUGCGGCCAACAGCAGGGGGAGGAGUGUCCCGCGGGGGGCUCUGCUCUCGACCGGGGUCUGUGUCUCUGUUGUCCCGACCAGAAGUCAGAGUCAGCAAUGGUACAAUCUUUUCAUUUAGUUACAGUGUGUCAGAUCACAUUUAAGAGAGAAAUUAAGGGCUCCGGCUGCAGUCUGGUCCCGCUGCGGGUGUCAGUGUGGGACUCGGCAGCCACAGCCCUCCUAAGACCCACUGUCUUGCUGCCUCACGCGCUUUUUCUGCGUCCGCUGCAUAGGUCUGUAUGUCCCCCAGCAUCGUGGAUCGGCUUUUAUGCUUUUUUACACUAUAUAAUAUCUCCACUUAUAUCCUGUCUUUCUUUAGACUGAAUCUUAUAUAUUGUACAAAAAAUAAAGUUCCCCUUUUAAAACUUCUUCAGCUGCA
Messenger RNA from Brienomyrus brachyistius, 3587 nucleotides. RefSeq names its product inosine-5'-monophosphate dehydrogenase 1b. The record is from RefSeq and is a predicted model, not a curated record. Gene Ontology annotation, cellular component: cytoplasm. The transcript has 19 exons. Gene Ontology annotation, biological process: GTP biosynthetic process. NCBI's taxonomy places the organism in Eukaryota, Metazoa, Chordata, Actinopteri, Osteoglossiformes, Mormyridae. Gene Ontology annotation, molecular function: IMP dehydrogenase activity. Bases 799 to 2481 code for a protein of 560 amino acids.